Molecule: messenger RNA, 2562 nt
Organism: Scleropages formosus (Asian bonytongue)
Lineage: Eukaryota; Metazoa; Chordata; Actinopteri; Osteoglossiformes; Osteoglossidae
Product: syntaxin-19-like
Exons: 2
Coding region: 294-1175 (293 amino acids)
Biological process (GO): exocytosis; intracellular protein transport; synaptic vesicle fusion to presynaptic active zone membrane
Cellular component (GO): presynaptic active zone membrane; synaptic vesicle; SNARE complex
Molecular function (GO): SNAP receptor activity; SNARE binding
Source: RefSeq, a predicted model, not a curated record
UGGAAAAAUAACUCCAACUGGUCGUCCGCAUUCGCCGGCGGGGAUUUUUCCGGAACGGCCUGCAGAGGUAUCCGCUGAGGAUCUCUACUCCAUGAGUGGGAUCAAGCGGAAGAUGAAACCCGUCCACAGGUCUCCGCGACCUUGAAGUUCAGGAAUGUCUGAUUUCAAGAAGGUGGCGGGACUCCGGCGACCAUGCUUCAUUCAUAGCAGCAUCUUUCUUUCAUAAUAAAUGGCAGAAUCGUAGCAACGGUGGUUCUCUAAGUUUCGAAAGGUCUCCUUGGUCAUCCACCAUCAUGAGGGAUCGCUUGGAGGAGCUGCGGCAAAGGAUGAAGGAGGCCAGCGAGGAGGACGAAGACGGUCCUUCCUCGGGAGAGGGGGACAGCGUGCCGGUGGUUCCCCAGGCUGUGGUCUUUGAGCCGGAGCCGGUCCUGGAGAACUUUCUUGACCAGGUGCAGCACAUCCGCGAGAGCAUUAAUGAACUGGAAACCGAGGUGAAGAAGUUCAGCCAGCAGCAGAAGAGCUUGGUGGCGGCCAUGCGGCGCUUCAGCGUCAUGAAGAAGGAGAGCAGCAUCACGCGAGACAUUAAGCUGCAGGCCGAGAGCAUCCACAAGAGGCUGGAGGACCUGUCCCGGCGGGUGAAGAGCGCCGAGGCGGAGAGCGGCCCACCCGCCGCCUUCACACGCAUCCAACGCGCACAGCACACCGCCCUCUUCCGCCACUUCCAGGCCGUCAUGCGCGAGUACAACGGCUCCCUGAUCACCAAGCAGGACAAGUGCAAGCAGUUCAUCAUCCGCCAGCUAGAGGUGUCGGGCCGGGAGGUGUCUGAAGAGGAGGUGGACGAGAUGGUGGCGCAGGGCAGGUGGGAGGUCUUCAACGAGAACAUCCUGCACGAGGCGAACAUCACGCGCGCGCAGCUGUCCGAGAUCGAGCAGCGGCACAAGGAGCUCGUCAGCCUGGAGAGCAACAUGAGGGAGCUGCGGGACCUCUUCCUGGAGAUCUACAUGCUGGUAGAGGAGCAGGGAGAGUAUAUCGAGAACAUCCAGGCCAACGUGCAGAAAACGCAGGACUACGUGUCGGUCUCCGGCGAGAAAUUCAAAAUGGCGGUCAAAUACAAGAAGAAGAACCCUCUCAGGAAAAUAUUCUGCUGCUGCUGUCCCUGCAAGGUCUGCAAGUAGCAAUGCAAACCGCUUUUUGUUCCUCCACCCAGACAUUCAUCCUCUCCAACUCAAAGCCAGAGUUUGGCAGGCGGGGUUGGAGCAGAGGGUUCAAAUUCAGCUCAUAGCGACCACUCACAUGGUGAGGGAGGGUGCAAAAGCGAUGUACCGUUGACUUCUGAACAUGUCUCUGGACUGCAGACAUGGGAAGAACAUGCAAACUCCACAGAUGCCGAGAUGGAAUCGAAGCUACGGCUGAAUGCUACCGAAGCGCGGCGAAGCACCGGGGUUCGUCAUGGCGACACCGAGGCCAUCUUGUUGCCCACAAAAUCUGUCUGGAUGCUGAUGGUGACCUCCACGCACUCAUGCGAUGAUGGUCCCUUCCAAGGUCCUUGCUUUUCACACCAUGAGUCACGGGGCAUCACAGAGGACACCUGAAGUGCUGAUUUCUGGAGUGACCCAGACGUGCCCACCGGCGACCGACAAUCAUGGAAUCAUUCAUUCAUCAGUAAAACACUGCCAGCAGGCACCGCAGCUCGGGGCCUCGCGCUCACGCUGACAAACGGCACAACCGAGACUGGACACCUUGAUCUCUGCUGGACCCGUUUGGGAAACUGCUUCUCGACCCUGGAUGUUGCGAGUGGAUACGGACCACGAAAGCCGCAAUAACGAACGAGCAGAAACGCUCAACGCGUUUCCGGUUCCCAGGCAGAACUGGCGAGACAGGGAUCUGUAUCCGACGACCACUUGAACGCAAAGCACUUUAAAAUGUGGCUGGAUGUCUAAAACUAAAGACGGACAGAAACGAUACACUCCGCUGAAGUGCUGCUGGCCACAUAAAUUAUGACAGAUACUCUUGUCAAAACAAGUUUUUUUCAUUACUGAAUUAAAAACACACAGCAGUCUUUAAGUGUGCGAAAAAAACGUUGUUAUAGACACAUCCGCUUAAAAUUUUUAUUAGUUACAUAAACUGUGCUUUUCAGGUAUCAGGUAUUUAGUGUUAUGUAUAAAAGGUCGGGAUAUUUUUCAAUAACUUACGUUUAAUGUUGACAGAUGUAUUAAACUUUACUGCAGACCAGUAGCAUAAAUUAAAUGUGCUCCGGAUAUACAGAUCUUGAAAGAACCUUGUUGUACAAAUGCACAAUUUGAGAAAAAUUAUUUAUAUUCUCUUAUUUAUAGUACGCAGUAUGUAUGAAGUGUUAAUGUUCACCUCAUUAUUAUAGUGCCACAUGUCAAGGAACUGAUUUAUUGUGUUUCACUCUACAGGUCUUGGGUGUGAACCUUCAGACCAUAUCGAAUUUUCACGAACUGGGCAGGGCUGAGCAUUGUAUAAAAACUGGGAAAAGGAAAAGCUUGUAUUUCAGUUCUAAGGAAAUGUGUCUGUAGCAGGUGUGCGUGUGUGUGUGUG